This is a messenger RNA of Closterium sp. NIES-65, 1356 nucleotides long. The record is from the annotation of a GenBank genome assembly. NCBI's taxonomy places the organism in Eukaryota, Viridiplantae, Streptophyta, Zygnematophyceae, Desmidiales, Closteriaceae.
AUGUGUGUGCUGGCAGGUAGGUAUGUGUGUGCUGGCAGGUGUGUAUGUGUGUGCUGGCAGGUGUGUAUGUGUGUGCUGGCAGGUGUGUAUGUGUGUGCUGGCAGGUGGGUAUGUGUGUGCUGGCAGGUGCUGGCAGGUGGGUAUGUGUGUGCUGGCAGGUGGGUAUGUGUGUGCUGGCAGGUGCUGGCAGGUGGGUAUGUGUGUGCUGGCAGGUGGGUAUGUGUGUGCUGGCAGGUGGGUAUGUGUGUGCUGGCAGGUGCUGGCAGGUGGGUAUGUGUGUGCUGGCAGGUGGGUAUGUGUGUGCUGGCAGCAAGUGGCACCACCACUGCUGCUGCUGCUGCUGGCGGCUCUUAUAAGGAUCCUCGGGUCAAGUAUGGAGUGGUUGCAGCAAGGGCUCUGCAAUCAGACCUCGCCACGUGGCAGCACCUCUACAUCAGUGGUCGCCUUCACAAGCCUAACAAGCCUCCAAGUUGGAGGGUUUUGAGAAUUUCUAGGACGUUUCGUUUCGUUAACCCUGGUGGUCUUGUUUUCGAACCUCUUAGCGAGGAUGCGGAGGAGGAAGGAGGGGAGUGUAGGGGUGGGAGUGAGAGAGAGGAUACGGGGGAAGAGGUGGUGGUAUGUGAGGAUAUAGGGGAGUGGGAAGGGACGCAGGAGAGGGGGAGGGUGGGAGUGAGGGAGAUAGAGAGAGAAGACGAGGUGGUGUGCGAGGAAGAGGACUGGGAAAACUCGGAGGGGAGUGUGAGUGGAGGAGAGAGUGAGGGAGCGAGUGAGGUAGUGCGUGAGGGGGUGAGAGAGAUAGUGCGUUGGGAAGUGAGGGAGGAGGGGGUGGUGGUGUGUGAGGAGGAGUGUGUGGCAUGUGAGCUGGCAGUGAAGCAAAUGAGAGGAAGGUGCGAAGCUGUGGCUAGUCCUGGUUGUCCUGCAGGGGAAGAGGGAAAGGGAGGGGACAGGGGCAGAGGAGGGGGUGUUGGUGGCGAUGCUGCUGGUGCCAGCGGUGCUGCUGAUGCUGACGUGGCAGCAAGCAGCGGUGCUGGUGAUGCUGACAUGGCAGCACGAGAUCCUGCUGGUCAUGCUUCCUCAGCACCGAGAGGUGGUACCGCGGAGCCGCUCCCCUCCAGACCUCCCCGGCUGCUGGCAGUGCUGAGUGUGGACGGAGGGGGAGUGAGGGACGCCAUCCCCACGCAGAUCUGUGUUCGCCUGGAGGCCAUGCUGCAGGAGAGAUGCGGCGAUCCCCACGUGCGUCUGGCAGACUUCUUCGACCUCUUUGCUGGCACUGGCCGUGGUGGUCUGCUCGCCCUCAUGCUCACAGCGCCACACAGGGCAGCGGGGGGGCCGGCCAUCAGGGCUCAAAACAAAUAA